Nyctereutes procyonoides (raccoon dog) is the source of this 2625-nucleotide messenger RNA. It is a transcript of the gene BKGD, whose product is annotated as chromosome unknown C11orf54 homolog. Gene Ontology annotation, molecular function: zinc ion binding; hydrolase activity, acting on ester bonds. The transcript is spliced from 9 exons. Lineage: Eukaryota; Metazoa; Chordata; Mammalia; Carnivora; Canidae. The record is from RefSeq and is a predicted model, not a curated record. Gene Ontology annotation, cellular component: nucleus. Bases 486 to 1466 code for a protein of 326 amino acids.
AGAGCUGCGAGGAGACAGCGACUGAGCUGUUGCCCGGGUCUCACGUCUGCCGAGCCGGCGGGUUUCCGGAGCCUUCGGGCGCGGCGUGCGCGGCGGGGAGUGCGGCGCCGGCUGCGUCUCGCGGUGGCUGCGUCGCCCUCCCUCUAGCGUGCGCGUCGGUGGCGGUGUCCGGCGUGCGCUGACUGGACGCCGGCGUCUCCGUGGCUCGCCGCACGCCCGCCGCACGCCCCCCGCCCGCCCCCGGGCGCGUCGUGCUCGCUCGCUCGCUCGCUCGCUCGCCCGCCCGCUCUCCCCACGCGGAGGCCCGCCUCCAGGGCCGGGCGAGCCUGUCGCGAGGCACCGGCGGUGGGAUUCUUUUCCUCUGAGUUUUUGACUCCGUAGUCCCCUGAAUGGCUGCCGGGCGUUGAAACGGUUUAAACGAGAGAAACAACUGUUCAUGCAUGGUGCACGACCAACUCUUGUGAUCACUGACCUGCCAUAGCCUUAUGUGUAUAGUCUUGCACCUAAAGAAGAAAGAAAUGGCUUGUGUUGAGUAUUCUUUUCAUGUGCCAAGUCUUGAGGAGCUUGUUGUAGUUCUGCAGAAGGGGCUAAAGGGUAACUUUGCUGAUGUCCAGGUCUCUGUGGUUGAUUGCCCUGAUCUGACUAAGGAGCCAUUUACCUUUCCUGUAAAAGGCAUCUGUGGGAAAACUAGAAUUGCAGAAGUAGGAGGUGUGCCUUACUUAUUGCCUCUUGUAAAUAAAGAAAAAGUUUAUGAUCUAAAUAAGAUUGCAAAAGAAAUCAAGCUUCCUGGAGCUUUUAUUCUUGGAGCAGGAGCAGGCCCAUUUCAGACUCUUGGGUUCAACGCUGAGUUUAUGCCAGUUAUUCAAAUAGGAAGUGAACAUAAACCUGCAAUGAAUGGAAGUUACUUUGCCCGUAUUAACCCUGCAGAUGGAGGGUGCCUGCUAGAGAAAUACAGUGAGAAAUACCAUGAUUUUGGGUGUGCAUUACUGGCUAAUCUUUUUGCCAGUGAGGGCCAACCUGGAAAGGUCAUUGAGGUGAAAGCCAAAAGAAGAACUGGAAAACUUAACUUUGUGACUUGUAUGAGACAGACUCUUGAAAAACAUUAUGGAGAUAAACCUGUAGGGAUGGGAGGGACUUUCGUAAUUGAGAAGGGAAAAGCAAAGACUCACAUAAUGCCUGCAGAAUUUUCUUCCUGCCCAUUGAACUCUGAUGAAGAGGUGAAUAAAUGGUUGCACUUUUAUGAGAUGAGAGCUCCUUUGGUUUGUCUGCCAGUUUUUGUCUCCAAAGACCCGGGGUUUGAUUUGCGUUUGGAGCACACUCACUGUUUUAGUCAUCAUGGGGAAGGUGGACACUACCAUCAAGAUACAACCCCAGACACAGUGGAAUAUCUUGGAUACUUCUUGCCUGCAGAGUUUCUGUAUCGCAUUGAUCAACCAAAAGAGACUCAUUUAUUUGGGCGAGAUUAAAUCAAAUGAAAGAGAAAUAAUUCACUAAGGUUAACUUAUUACUCACCAAUUGAUGCUAAUAUAAAACUCAAUAGAAAUUAUCUCACUACUGAAAUUCCAUUUUUCUGGCCUUUAACUGGAAGGUAUGUUGACAUUUAUACUCUGUAUUAUUUCAUGGAUAUAUCUUAGAAGUUAUUGGGAACAAAGAUACAUAAUGAAAUGUUCUUUGUUUUUAUUCUGUUAACAGCAAAAUCAGUUUUAUGUUUAUACCUUAAAUAAAAACAUAGUCAGGAAUUGUGAUUAUUCCUACCAUCUACUGGUAAUCACUUACAUUAUUAAAUUUUUCAAAUUAGUCUCAAACUCCCAAGUGGAUGUUUCUGGGUAUUAGAAAAAUCAGUGUUGCAAAUGUUGAUAGUUGUUGAAUCUUAGUACUGAACUUAAAAAAAUCCAUUUCAGAAAUCAGAGUAUACUCUUUUUCAUGGAAUAAGGUGGGCAAAGGAAGCAACUUUACCCCUUUUGGUGGGGUUGAAUCAUACUCAGAAGUUUGCAGUUUGCCUUUCACAAACAUUGGCAACUAGGGAGUUAGCCAUGAUGCCUCCUUUGUUCGGCUUACCAAUUGGAAGCAUUGUACCAUAUCAAUUAUUUGCCAGAAGUAAAGGAAAAAGAAACAGCAUCAAAAUACAGCACUGAAGUGAGUAUACUUUAAUUUACAAGUGAGGUUAUUGCUAAACAUAAUCAUUGUCCUUUGUAAAAUAAAAAGUUAUGUUCUUUUACUGAUGGUAAUUGUUGAAAUUUUCCUGAAUAUUUGUCUAUAAUAAUCAUUAGCCAGAAAUCUACUGUCUAAUCUUAAUCUUGCCAAUGCUAACCUUGUGUAGAUUUAGUAACAAAAUUUAGUUUUAAUACUAAACAUAUACUAAAUCUUCAAAAAAUGUGUUUUCAUUAUCUUCUUUGGAUAUUACCUAUAACAUGACCUAUGAAUAUAAAUUCCUAAAUGUUAUUUUUAAAUAAGCCUCAAUUUGAAAAUAAAAAUUUUAUAUGUACAGUGAUGUUUCUUUUUAAUAUCUUAACCUCCAGACAGAAAAAAAUAUUACUGUUUAUUGGUUUAACAAAAGCGUAUUGAACACCUCCCCUGCCCACUGGAAUGUAAGCUCCAUAAGGGUAAGGGCUUUGUUUACUAGUG